Dreissena polymorpha is the source of this 2033-nucleotide messenger RNA. RefSeq names its product lambda-crystallin-like. Gene Ontology annotation, biological process: fatty acid metabolic process. The coding region runs from base 82 to 1008 and encodes 308 amino acids. The record is from RefSeq and is a predicted model, not a curated record. The transcript has 6 exons. NCBI's taxonomy places the organism in Eukaryota, Metazoa, Mollusca, Bivalvia, Myida, Dreissenidae. Gene Ontology annotation, molecular function: oxidoreductase activity, acting on the CH-OH group of donors, NAD or NADP as acceptor; NAD+ binding.
GUACAUAAUUAUGAUGCAUAACUGUGUUCUACACUCAGAUAAGAUACUGGCCUAGUUUCUAUAUUUGAAGACCCUUCAGCCAUGGAGACCGUCGGAAUAAUAGGCUGUGGUUUGGUCGGUCAGAGCUGGGCGAUCGUGUUCUCCACAGCCGGACAUCCGGUGCGUAUCUAUGACAACGACCCGGGCAAGUUGCUAUCUGGUACCCAGGCCAUUUUGACUAAGAUGGUGGAGCUGGAAACCAAAGGCGCACUCCGGGGAACCGUUAAGGCGGACAAGGCGUUCGGUCUCAUAAAACCCGCGUACUCCAUACAGGAGUGUGUGCGUGAAGCCGCAUACGUCCAGGAGUGCGUCUUCGAAGAUUUCACGCUCAAGCGGAAAGUCUUUGAAGAGGCAGAACGGUAUGCGCCUGAUGACGUCAUGUUAGCCAGUUCCACGGGAAACAUCUUCGCGUCUCGCCUGUCAGAAGGUCUUGGCAAGAAAACAAGAAUCAUCGUUGCUCAUCCGCUUAACCCGCCGCAUCUGGUGCCGCUGGUGGAAAUCAUUCCGGCUCCAUGGACGGACGAUGACGUCAUUUCCGGCGCCCGGCGCUUAUUACAGUCCGUCGGUCAGGAGCCAAUCGUGGCGAAGAAAGAGACGGCUGGGUUCAUCAUCUGUCGCAUACAGCACGCAAUCACGGCCGAGUGCUUCAAGCUUAUACGGGAUGAGGUGGUCAGUGUAGCUGACCUUGACAAGCUGAUGCCUCACGGACUGGGUCUGCGUUACGCCUUCCUCGGUGCCCUGGAGACCUCGUACCUGAACGCCAACGGCCUUAAGCAUUUCUGCUCAUUGUAUGGGGACUCAAUCUAUGAACUACAAAAUCAGUCCGGACCGCCAAUCAAGCUAGAAGGCGCAACGCUGGAUAUCAUUCAGCAGCAAAUUGAGGAACGAAUCCCAUUGGAUAAAAUCGAAGAGCGCAGAAAAUGGCGUGAUGAACGCUUGGCGGAACUUUUCAAAUUGAAACAUAAAUAAAUGUUUUCAUUUUCAUGCAGCGCACAGGUACAACAAGCAUAUGCAUAUUACAACUUACAAAAUAAAAAAUUUGUUAAUGUUUACUUACAAGAUGUUGCAUGCAUGUUCUUGUACAGACUUUCACAGUCACUCUUUCUAUCAGAGUCACUCAAAUAACAGUUUUCAUGUGAAACUAAAAAAAUUCUGAACAGAGAACUCCAUUACAGCGUCAAGAAAAAGGUGUAUUUCAAAUAUACACCAGGCAAUUGAAGUUUGAUAAAGGCCAUCAUCAGAAGCUUUAGCUAAAUAUCAGCAGUCGAACAGCGGUAUAACAAUCUGAAAAAGAUGUACGUCUGAAUUUAUGUUAACAUCUAUCGACUUGAAUGAGAUCCAGUAGGUGCAAAUUGUAUACAUUUUGUCGAACAAGAGAACGGCUCCAUGUUUUCAAGAUUUGCUAAAUCCAUGUUUAUUCACUCUUUAAAUAAAAAACAAAAAUGUCUACCGAUGCUCAUGUAUAUGCUGACAAACUGUGAGGCAAACCAACAAGCAAAAUGUUUUCCUACCUCAUGUCGUAUGGGUACAUAUUAUGGGGAAAUUUCAACUGUGUAAAUAACGCAUUGUAAGAACAUAAGUUCUGUGUAAACCUUUUUGUCGAAUAACGUCGCAAAUACAAAACGCGUUCGUUUAAAAAGAACGAUUAGAAGAUUUGAAUAGAAACCUUCCUAGUAGCCGACUGCUUUUUAUUUUUGCGUUUACGACUUCGUACGAUUGUUUCUACUGGUAGUUAAUACAUUUCCUUGUAUAGUUUCUUGCUAAAAUCCAAUUGGUAUUUACAUGUCAAUACGUAUAAAAUGGAAAUUUAUUCAUGACAUUGUGAUUGCUGUGUAAAUGUAACCCAAUACUCUAAACUGAUAUCUACAUAUCAGUUUUCAAACAAAGUUUUGAGGUUUUUACCUAUCGUAAGUUCAGUUGACAACUUAACAUUUUCAUUCCAAUCUGCGAAUACUGAAAUUAAACAACAUUUAUCGAUAACAAGUAUUAUCAUU